This is a messenger RNA of Knipowitschia caucasica, 162 nucleotides long. The record is from the annotation of a GenBank genome assembly. NCBI's taxonomy places the organism in Eukaryota, Metazoa, Chordata, Actinopteri, Gobiiformes, Gobiidae.
AUGCACCACCACCCACAGAAUCGAGAAAGAGCUAUCAAUCUGUCAAUCCUUUCCGUGUCCGGGCCGGCGUUUCGGGAGCCUCUCCUGGGCUCCUUCUUCCGAGGGGUUCGAGAAACAGUGUUCUCCGCCUGGACCUCCGCGCCGGGUUGGGGUGGGGUGUGA